AUGCCUCCCAAGGCUGCCCCCAAGGCUGCUGCUGCUUCAACGGCCGCCAGUGAAAGGACAUCGCGAGUCCGCUCCAAAGCCCCUGCCGAAGCCAAAGCGAAGCCAGAGAAGCCCGCGAAAACCGCGAAACCCGCGACUACUGGGAAAACCACCAAGACCACAAAAACCACCAAGACCUCCAAAGCUGUAAAGGCGGAAAAGCCGAAAGCCGAACCAAAGGCCAAGGCGGAAAAGCCAGUCAAGAUGGCAGCCACUGUCAAGUCGAAACCGGCCGCCGCGACAAAUAAGCGCAAAGCCGACGAGGAAGAAGAGAAACCCCGUGAGACUAAACGAACGCGCGUUACGGCGCAACCUCGUAAGCCGAAAGCUCCUCAGCCCCCCAAGGCGAAAGCAGCAAAGGUUGUCAUCAACGAGGCCCCCAAGACAAAGCUCAACGUGUUUGUGUGCGGCGAGGGCAGCUCCGGUGAACUGGGACUGGGAACCGCCAAGAACGUGAUUGAUGUCAAGCGUCCACGCCUGAACAAGCUCCUCUCACCCGAGGAGGUCGGAGUCGUGCAGAUUGCCGUCGGUGGCAUGCACUGCGUCGCCCUGACCCACGAUAACAAGAUCUUCACCUGGGGCGUCAACGACCAAGGCGCGCUUGGAAGAGAUACCAACUGGGAUGGUGGAUACAAAGACAUGGAUGACAACAGCGACUCUGACUCCGAUGACGACGACAGUGGAUUGAACCCCCUGGAGUCCAAUCCUACUUCCAUUCCGAGUGAUGCUUUCCCAGAGGACACUGUGUUCGUCGAGGUCGCUGCCGCCGACAGUUCAAGCUUCGCCCUCACCGAUGAUGGCCUUGUCUACGGAUGGGGUACCUUCCGAAGCAACGAUGGAAUCCUCGGCUUCGACGCCAACAACCUCGUCCAAAAGACCCCGUUGCUUAUUUCCUCACUCAAGAAAAUCAAGCAUCUGACUUGUGGGGCCAACCACGUACUUGCGCUGAAUGAUAAGGGUCGGGUUUACUCGUGGGGUUCUGGACAGCAGAACCAGCUGGGUCGUCGCAUUGUGGAGCGCAACAGAUUGAAUGGUCUGCAGCCCCGAGAGUUCGGUCUUCCCAAGGACAUCGUUUGCAUCGGCAGUGGACAAUACCACUCAUUUGCCGUGCACUCCUCAGGCAAGGUCUAUGCGUGGGGACUGAACAGUUUCGGUGCUACCGCUCUCCGCGAGGGUGCCGGUGAUGACGAAGCUGCCAUUGUGCACCCACUCGUGGUGGAAUCGCUCACCGGCCGGGGUAUCACCCAAAUUGACGGUGGCUCUCACCACUCGAUUGCAGUUGCGCGUGACGGCGAGUGUUUGGUCUGGGGUCGUCUCGACGGCUUCCAGAGCGGUUUGAAGAUUGACACGCUCACGGACGAUGCUGUCAUCAAAGACGAGCGUGAGCGUCCCCGUAUCUUGAUUGCUCCCACCGUCAUUCCGAACUUCAAGGCCAAGGUUGUCUCAGCUGCGUCGGAUCACUGUGUCGCCAUCGAUGUCGACGGCCGUCCUUGGUCGUGGGGAUUCUCUGCUACUUACCAAACCGGACAAGGCACUCAGGAUGACAUUGAAGUAGCCACCGCUAUCGACAACACUGCCACUCGCGGAAAGAAGCUGAACUGGGCUGGUGCUGGUGGUCAAUUCUCCGUGUUCACGGAACCCGCUAGCUUGUGA
This is a messenger RNA of Penicillium brevicompactum, 1692 nucleotides long. Its product is annotated as RCC1-like domain-containing protein. Gene Ontology annotation, molecular function: guanyl-nucleotide exchange factor activity. Lineage: Eukaryota; Fungi; Ascomycota; Eurotiomycetes; Eurotiales; Aspergillaceae. Gene Ontology annotation, cellular component: cytoplasm. The transcript is spliced from 2 exons. The record is from RefSeq and is a predicted model, not a curated record. Bases 1 to 1692 code for a protein of 563 amino acids.